Thecamonas trahens ATCC 50062 is the source of this 1465-nucleotide messenger RNA. RefSeq lists its product as uncharacterized. NCBI's taxonomy places the organism in Eukaryota, Apusomonadida, Apusomonadidae. Gene Ontology annotation, biological process: protein transport. The coding region runs from base 82 to 1428 and encodes 448 amino acids. The record is from RefSeq and is a predicted model, not a curated record. The transcript has a single exon.
GGGGGGGAGGGGGGGGGGCAGAGGAAAAGACACCUCACUUUGACCACGGAACAGACCAGGUUACGGAAGGAAUUGGUGGAGAUGGGACGCAAGUUCAACCCCAACACGCUCAAGGUCCAGCUGAAGCUGGCGGUGAACCGGCUCAAGCUCGUCCAGAACAAGAAGAGCAACAAGAACAAGGCGGCGAGGAGGGAGAUUGCCCAGCUGCUCGAGGCUGGCAAGGAGGAGUCGGCGAGGAUCAAGGUCGAGCACAUCAUUCGCGAGGACUACACUGUGGAAGCCUAUGAGAUUCUCGAGCUCUACUGUGACCUGCUCCUUGCCCGAUACGGUCUUGUCACCGCUCCGGGCGAUGAGUGUGAUACCGGCAUCCGCGAGGCCGUCGAGACCCUCAUCUGGGCCGCCCCGCGGGCAGAGAUCAAGGAGCUUCCCAUCGUCCGCGAGCAGCUCAUUCGUCGCUACGGCCCCGACUUUGCCAAGGCUGCCAUGUCGGCAGACAACGAGAUCAUCAACCCGCGGGUCCGCCACAAGCUCUCGAUCAUGACCCCCGAGGUCAAGCUUGUCAACUUGUACCUCUCCGAGAUUGCCAAGGCCCACAACAUCGAGUUUGACCCGGGGCUUGAGCUCGAGCCCAUCGUCAACCUGUAUGGCACUCCGCCGCCAAGCGGCCCCGCCCCCGGCGGGCCGGGUGCUCCCGGCGGCGGCACCGGCGGCCCGGGCGGCCCGGGCGUCUCCGCCGACCUGCGCGGCCUCUUCAUGCCGGGCGCCCCGGGCAUGCCCGCCGCCCCGGGUGCGCUCCCGGCCUCGACCUUCCUUGACCAGCCGGUUCCGCAGAUGCAGCCGCCGCUGCAGCCGAUGCCUGCCCACCAGCCGACGGCUAUGCCCAUGGGCCAGCCCGGCGUCGGCUACCCGGGCAUGAUGCAGCAGCAGCCGAUGGCCCCGCAGCAGCCGGGCAUGAUGCACUUUUCCUCGCCCGAAGAGCGGGCCCAGUACGAGCAGUUCCUCGCCUGGCAGCAGCGGCAGGCCAUGAUGCCCGCCCCUGCACCCGCCCCGGCGCCUGUCAGCGAUUCGCUCCCGGCAUACACCCCGCCGGUCGCCGGCAAGCCCUCGCCGCAGCCGUCGCCGCAGCCGUCGCCUGCUCCCGCCCCGGCCACCGAUCCCGCCUACGUCAGCCCAGGCGCACUCCCGCCAGGCUACCAGCUGCAGGCCUCUGGCCACACCCCGGCCAACCCGGCAAACCAGCCGCCGCCAGCCUCGGCCUCACAGCCGAGCGUCAACGAGUUUGGCCUCCCGAUUGCCCCUUCUGGCACCCCCACCGGCGGUGCGGGCUCGGGCAGCAGUGGAGGUGCCGGUGGCGGUGCCGGUGGCGAUGAAGACGUGCCCGACUUUGAGGACCUCGCCGCUCGCUUUGCCGCUCUCAAGCGCAACUAACCACCUCAUCGCGCUCCGUAAACCCCAACACAGCCCA